AUGGGUUUAGGAAAUAAUAGCUAUCAGCUUCUGUCAAAGAUUGCAACCAAUGAUAAACAUGGAGAGAAUUCUGCAUAUUUUGAUGGGUGGAAAGCAUAUGAUAGAAACCCAUUUCACCCUACAAAAAAUCCUCAGGGUGUUAUCCAAAUGGGUCUUGCUGAAAAUCAGCUCUGCUUUGAUCUGAUUGAAGAGUGGAUAAGGAAUAAUCCCAAGGCUUCUAUUUGCACUCCUGAUGGAGUGCAUCAGUUCAGAGAUAUUGCUAACUUUCAAGACUAUCAUGGGUUGCCAGAGUUCAGAAGUGCAAUGGCAAAUUUUAUGUCGAAAGUGAGAGGUGGUAGGGUCAGAUUUGAUCCAGACCGUAUAUUGAUGAGUGGAGGGGCUACAGGGGCAAAUGAACUAAUCAUGUUCUGUUUGGCUGAUCCUGGUGAUGCUUUUCUGGUUCCUACACCUUAUUAUCCUGGAUUCGUCCGAGACUUGUGUUGGAGAACUGGGGUGCAACUGAUUCCUGUGCACUGUGAUAGCUCCAACAAUUUCAAGAUAACAAGAGAAGCCCUUGAAGAAGCUUACAAGAAAGCACAAGAGGAUAACAUCAAUGUGAAAGGGUUGAUCAUAACAAACCCAUCAAACCCUUUAGGCACUACCUUAGACAGAGAGACAUUGAAGAGCCUUGUGAGUUUCAUCAAUGAGAAUAACAUCCAUUUAGUUUGUGAUGAAAUCUAUGCAGCCACUGUAUUCAGCUCACCAGAAUAUGUGAGUGUUUCUGAGGUCAUUCAAGACAUGGAGUUUUGCAAAACAGAACUCAUUCACAUCAUUUCUAGCUUGUCUAAGGACAUGGGGUUCCCUGGUUUUAGAGUUGGGAUAGUUUAUUCAUACAAUGAUACAGUUGUGAAUUGUGGAAGGAAAAUGUCAAGCUUUGGAUUAGUCUCUUCUCAGACUCAACAUAUGUUAGCUUCAAUGCUUUCAGAUGAAAAUUUUGUAGCAAAUUAUCUUGAGGAGAGUUCAACAAGGUUGGCAAAAAGGCAUAACAAGUUCACAAAGGGACUUGAAGAGGUUAACAUUAGUCGCUUCCCAAGCAAUGCGGGGCUUUUUUGCUGGAUGAAUUUGAAAAGCUUGUUAGAGGAACAAACAUUUGAAGCUGAAUUGAAGCUUUGGCGUGUGAUUAUCAAUGAGGUGAAGCUCAAUGUGUCACCAGGGUCAUCUUUCAAUUGCUCUGAGCCUGGUUGGUACAGGGUUUGUUUUGCUAACAUAGAUGAUGGAACAGUGGAUGUUGCACUCAACAGAAUAAGAGUAUUUGUAGGGAAAGAAAGGAAGGAACCAGUGCAAGUCAAACGUUGGCAACAGAAUCUAAGGCUCAGUUUCUCUUCAAGGAGGUUUGAUGAAUCUGUUAUGUCACCUCACAUGAUGUCUCCUCGUUCACCAAUUCCUCCCUCACCACUUGUUCGAGCCACUUGA
This is a messenger RNA of Gastrolobium bilobum, 1452 nucleotides long. RefSeq names its product 1-aminocyclopropane-1-carboxylate synthase 1-like. The record is from RefSeq and is a predicted model, not a curated record. The coding region runs from base 1 to 1452 and encodes 483 amino acids. Lineage: Eukaryota; Viridiplantae; Streptophyta; Magnoliopsida; Fabales; Fabaceae. Gene Ontology annotation, molecular function: transaminase activity; pyridoxal phosphate binding. The transcript is spliced from 4 exons. Gene Ontology annotation, biological process: amino acid metabolic process; biosynthetic process.